AUGAUUCUCAUCUAUAUUAUUUUUGGUUUAUAUUAUUCGUUUCUAUCAAUUCAAGCAGUGCAUGUAAGUUCUUGUGCAAAAUGGAAUACAACAGGGAUUACAGUGAUUGGUACAAAUUCACCUGGCAAUGCGUCUAAUCAACUUUAUCUACCACAAGGAAUGUUUCUUCAUAGAGAAACCAAUACAUUAUAUAUAGCUGAUACUAACAAUAGACGUAUUCAAAUGUUUUCACUCAAUUCAGCACCAAGUAUGGGUGUUACUGUAGCAUCUAACAUAGAUUCGAUGUCUGCUAUUUAUGUUGAUGAUGAUGGAUUAACUAUGUAUGUCGCACUUCAAUAUGAAAAUCGUGUUGAAAAAUGGAUAAAAAAUGCCUUAAAUGGUGAACAAAUAGGUGAUCAAUGUAAACAAUGUACAGGUGUAUGGCUUGAUAAAGAGAAAAAUAUUUAUAUGACAGAAUCAGGAACACAUUCAAUACUUAAAUGGUCACCAACAACAAAUACUAAAACAACUAUUGCUGGUCGAACAGAUGAAUUAGGACAAACUGCUGAUAAACUUUAUUUUCCUAGAGGUAUUUAUAUUAAUCGUUUAAAUGAUGCAUUGUAUGUCGCUGAUAUGAUGAAUAACCGAAUUCAAAAAUGGAAUAGAAAUUCACAAGAAGGUAUUACGAUUGCUGGUUCAAAAGAUGGUAUUUCAGGUGAUGAUAAUUCAAAAUUAGCAAGUUCAUCUUAUGUAUGGGUCGAUGAAGAAUCCGAUAUAAUCUAUAUUGCUGAUAGCGACAACAAUCGUAUUCAACGCUGGUUACCAAACCAAUUGACUGGUACUACGAUUGCCGGUGGAGCAGGUCGAGGCAAUGCAGACAAUCAAUUAUCAGUACCAAACUCUUUAGCAUUUGAUAAUCUUGGAAAUCUUUACGUUUGUGAUGGAAAAAAUCAUCGUGUACAAAUGUUUCUAUUAAUUGAUAAUCAAACAUGUCCAACAAGUCCAACAAGUCAUUCUCAUGCUCUAUUUACAAAAAUAACAACAAUUACUCUAAAUAUUCUUAUGUUUUUAUCAUGGAUUAUUCUAACUAAUUCAAAAUUGAACUAA
Rotaria sordida is the source of this 1086-nucleotide messenger RNA. The record is from the annotation of a GenBank genome assembly. NCBI's taxonomy places the organism in Eukaryota, Metazoa, Rotifera, Eurotatoria, Philodinida, Philodinidae.